Molecule: messenger RNA, 3139 nt
Organism: Hylaeus anthracinus
Lineage: Eukaryota; Metazoa; Arthropoda; Insecta; Hymenoptera; Colletidae
Product: membralin
Exons: 13
Coding region: 438-2564 (708 amino acids)
Biological process (GO): response to endoplasmic reticulum stress; positive regulation of ERAD pathway
Cellular component (GO): endoplasmic reticulum
Source: RefSeq, a predicted model, not a curated record
AACUAGUAUUAUACGUGUUUGUGGAAUAUCAAAACAUGAUGAUGAAGUGACAAUUUUACGAGAAUCGUAUUUGUGAAUAUACUUACAACCUGUUCUAUUACGAGUUGAUUAUUAAACAUAUUGACAUACAGAAGGAUAGUAUUGUUGGGAAUACAGCGUUAUAUUUUCUGUUCAGCUUCGAAACAAGGGUAUCUAAAAUAUAAUUUGAAUGUAGAAAUGUACAUAAACAUGAUUAAGUUCUUUAUACAACAUUUCAUACAUGAAGAUUGUAUGAGUAAAAGUUAUUAACCAUAUGUUGAGAACAAACAUUAUGUGAUAUUUAAAAUGUCACAAGUAAAUGGUGGUGCAAAACCAGUAACAAAUCAUUAAACAGUGCACCUGUACAUAAUAAUCGUAUUACUGUUGGUGCAAUAUAGUCACCUUUAAAUAAUAAUAAUAUGAAUACCACUAGGAAUAAUAACAAUCAAGUCCCAUUAGUUAAUGUAAGGGAUAGGUUGUUUCAUGCAAUAUUUUUUAAAGCUGCAAUAGCAUAUGCAAAAACAUUUCCAAGGCAUGUCAGGAGACUUAUAGAGUUCAUAGUUUUAUUAAAGGCUAUAAUAGCAUUUUUUGUGUUGGCUUAUAUUCACAUAGUAUUUUCACGAGUACCAACUAACUGUCUAGAACAUAUAAGAGAUGAUUGGCCGCGAGAUGGUAUAUUAAGAGUGGAAAUACUUAGAAAUGGAGGAGAAGACUAUAGUAUAGAUAAAACUUAUGUAAAAGAAGAGACAUUGAGACAAGAAAAAGUAGAUGACUUAACUAAUGCUUUGGGAAUAUUAACUAGAGAUGGGUUUAUUAUCAUUGAACCAUCUGCUGUCGAUGAAGAUAGAGACACUGCUAACAUGUCUAAUGAAGAAAAUCACGACAGUUUAACAUUAGCUGAGAAAGACAUAGUUGCCAGACAUGCUACUGUUUUAGGUGAAGCACAAGAUCCAAAUUUAAGUAUAAGUAACACUACAAGUCCUUCACUAUCAACAAAAUUAUGGAACGAAUUAAAUAUAGGCACAAAAGAGACGUCAGACGAGAAAAUAGUGUCAUUAACAGAUGAGCAAAACAAUACCGCUGAACAAGAUGUAAAUAAAUCAGAUAAGGAAGAAAAUAUACAACCAUUAAAGGAGCAAAAUGGUGAAAUCGAUAAGCUUGCUAGGACAGAUGAUGGGUAUAUUGUAGAAUAUUCAUUAGAAUAUGGUUUCUUGAGAUUGUCACCUGCUGCAAGACAGAGGUUAAACAUUCCCGUAAAAGUUGUUACUCUCGAUCCUAUGAAUGAUAAAUGUUUUGGCGAUGAUUUUUCAAGAUUAAUACUUGAUGUCUUCCUGGGAUACGAUGAUUUAUUGAUGGCGAGCAUCAAGACAUUGGCAGAACACGAAGACAAUAAAGGCUUUUUACGAAAUGUAGUGACUGGAGAACAUUAUCGAUUCGUAAGCAUGUGGAUGGCCAGAACUUCGUAUCUUGCGGCAUUUUGCAUCAUGUUAAUUUUUACUACCUCCGUUUCAAUGUUGCUACGGUACUCGCAUCAUCAGAUUUUCGUGUUUAUUGUGGACAUGCUCCAUAUGCUGGAGUUCAGUUUACCGAUAUCGUUUCCGGCUGCAUCCCUGCUCACAGUGAUCCUGGCUCUUGUUGGAAUGGAGGCAAUCAUGUCCGAAUUUUUUAACGAUACUACAACUGCUUUUUACAUCAUAUUGAUUGUUUGGAUUGCCGACCAGUAUGACGUUAUUUGCUGCCACACAUCCAUUGCGAAGAGGUAUUGGCUUCGGUUCUUCUACUUGUACCAUUUCUCGUUCUAUGCUUAUCACUACCGAUUCAAUGGCCAGUACAGCAGCCUGGCGCUCCUCACAUCUUGGCUGUUCAUACAGCACUCGAUGUUGUAUUUCUUCCAUCAUUACGAGCUGCCAAUGAUCGUGCAGCAGGCGCAGUGGCAGAAUCUUCAGCUUCUCAAUCACGGGGAGCUUGGUAGGCCCGAACGUUUACGUGCAUCUCGUCUUCUGGUACCCACUCACGAGGCGGUUCAUAUGCCCGAAGGUUUGCGUGCAUCUCGCCUUCUGGUACCCACUCACGAGGCGGUUCAUGUGGCCGAAGGUUCGCGUGCAUCUCACCCUCUGAUCGACAAUGUCGAGAGGGCCGAACGUUCGGACGAAUCUCGCCUUCUGGAUCCCGAUUCGUUGCCUACACGAGCUGCCACGGAGGGGUCCGAGUUGACAGAAGAACCAUCCACGCCUAGCUCAUCGGAAUCGACCAUUUCCGACGUUGAAGUCGAGGAAGAAGCUAAAACCGCGACGCAUACUGCCCAGAGCGAACAAGAAAACAACGAAGCGACGGAGAACCCGACGACGGCGCCCAGCGCGAACAUCAGGAAGGACACGGAAGCGAAAUCAGUCGCGCCGAUAUCUGACGGUGCCGCUUCCUCUUCCGAGCCAGGGGACAAUGGGUCGUCCACAGAUACUUCCAUGUCGGAAGGCUUUGAAGUGAUCGAGGCUACGGAGGCGACCCGGAAGGAAACGGCAUCCUGUCAGGACAAGCAGGAACAUUAAGCGCCUCGAGUCGUGCCAGUUUCCAUAGCGGAUAGCCUGGGUGAAGAGGUUGUCAUUUCAGAGCGACUGCAUCUGCGACCGGUUGCACCCCGCGGCUGAGGGACUUCGUGGAUCGCAGACAAUUGGGCACACGGACCGUAUCGUUUGUUGUGGAUCCUGCAUGAAGGGGACGGGGCGAAAAGGAAAUAAAACGUUUAUUUUACAACGUAUCGGUAUCGAAGCUUCGGGGAAAGCUCGUCCUUCGGCGGCGCUGGCCCGAGCCUGAGGUCAGGUUUUAACGAGUAACUGGGGACUGAGGAUCGACCGGGUUGAAGCGUGAUAAUUGGUAACUGGAUUUCAUCGUGCACGGGACCAGAUAGCUAGGAAAUAUACUCCUACCGUUGAGGUUAACGUAUGCGAUAUCGUGUUCCCGGUGAUCGGCGAGAAAGACGAAACUUCGUGGGUAGCGGAGCGAUUUUUUCGAAGCGAAUUCUUUUUAAACGUUUGUACAGAGCCUAGGAUAGAUUUUACCGUGAAUUGUUCACCUUUCGUUCGCCGUGACGGGUAAAGCUUUUCCUUUUUGGGGCACCGAGUGC